Daphnia pulicaria is the source of this 1971-nucleotide messenger RNA. RefSeq lists its product as uncharacterized. The transcript is spliced from 5 exons. Bases 189 to 1826 code for a protein of 545 amino acids. The record is from RefSeq and is a predicted model, not a curated record. NCBI's taxonomy places the organism in Eukaryota, Metazoa, Arthropoda, Branchiopoda, Diplostraca, Daphniidae.
CGUAGAAAUGCGUGACGAACUUGCAUAGGAACAGUGGACUGGGAUGGAGUAUAAAAAGGCCCCCCUGACGAAGCUACAGUACUUCAUUUUCUACAAGCAACCGUCGAGGCGAAAAGUGCUUCUAGAGUCUCCUAUUUUUGAAUCGCAACUUGUUCUUCGUGACUGCACAUCGCUGCUCAUCGACAGGAAUGGACGGAGACUGUUUCAUAAAUUCUUGCUUUUCUUCGAUGAGCAACUCGACUCCUGAACUCACAAACAUUUCUAGAACAAACGCAGCUUCAAAAAAAUACGCAGAUCCUAAACUGAAUGCGGUAUGUAAAGUUAUGAUAGAGCGCCUUCGCCUUCCCAUCGAUUUCGAAAAAUCAUAUACAUAUCGUUCAACGAAAAAACCGCGCGUUUUUACCAACUUUUCGGAUUCUGAAGAAGAAAUGGAGUCAAAAAUGGUAAACUUGAAAAAAACCAAGGAAAAAGUGCCAAUUAAAGGUACUAAACGACUCCUUCGGUUGUCUGAUUCUGAAGAUGAAGCAAUAACCCAUAAAGACAAAAAGAGGAUCGCUCUAAACGAUUUAGGUUUACAUCCAUCGAAAAUGUCUUCAGAAUUUGUAACGGAGAAGUCGCUAAACACUCCAGAAGGAUUACGUGUCAUACGGCGAACAACUUCAUCGAAAGGCGAAGAAAAUAUAACAUCCUUGACGCAAUAUCUACAAACAAAAAUUGAAGAAAUAACUCUUAGUUCCGACGAGGAAGAUUCAGAACCUAAUAUACCACCAGUUCUGGUGCCAUUCCAACCUGAUUCCCCAUUAGAUACUGAAUCAAAUGCAAGCUCUACAGAUGACGAUAUGCCAUCGAUAUCAACACAAUCCAACAUCACACCACCUGCUAUUACAAGCCAAGAAGAAGAAAAAGAAAUAUCCGAAGCAAUUGAAACAAAGGAAGAAAAAUUAGAAAAUCUUCUUGCUUCUGGUCGGUUCAAAUCAAAAGAAAAAUCAACUAAACCAACAAGACCUCGGCCUUUUGUUAGCAGACGAGGGAAAACAUUUCGCCAAAGCGAAUCUACCAACUUCAAAAAGAAAAAGCCGUCAACGCUGAGACGUAAAAUUGAAGAAGAUCAGGAUCUAACAAGUUAUAACAAUUCUGUUAGACUGGCACACAAAAAAAAUGGAUCUUCCACCACAUCCGGUGUUAACUUUCAGCCUGUUUCUACAAUGGGGAACAAAUUUCAUGAACAAAUUCCAACUUACAAACCAUUGAUUCCACAACCACGUCCAGUAAAGGCAAAAUCAACCGCCACAUCUCGUAAUGACAAGUUGGCUGCUGAUUUGAUGAAAAGCAAAAACCAAUCCAUCAAAGAAAAGAAAGAAACCCCCAACGCAGCAUGGUCCUCAAAUUAUGUUAUUCCUCGCAAAGCGACGAAAACCAUAGAUUCUGGGUCGAAGACUGAUUCGUCUAAAGGAAAACAUCCGUCUGAAGACGCCGAACUACUCACAAAUUCUGCAAGUGCAUCAAACGACAUUACUCCUUCCUUCAAGCCAGUGGUUAAUCGAGUAGCUAGAGGUACCGAGAAAGGAACUGAGAAACAACCUACACGACAACCUACAGCCAGUGCUACAGCCAACCGCGCCUUAAACUCUUCGAUCUUAAAUCUUGGUCGCUCACGUGAUGGUUCUUACGGGAAGAAAAGGGUAAGAUUUAGUGAAAGAGACAAAACUGUUUACAUAGAAAGAAGACCUUACUCAAAAAUAUUUCCAAACAGUCCCUCUGCUUAUAGAUAUGAGAAAGUAGGAGAGCACCAAUUUAAACUUAAGAGCAUAGAUAGAUCCUCUUAGUUUACAAAUAUGCAACGCAAUAAUUAAACUGCAGAAAACUCAAUUGGGAUAACUGGCCAAAAGUAGGAGGGGCAACCCAAAAAAUUCCAUUACCGAGAAACCAUUACUUUUUUUAAAAUCCAUUUUCCCAUUAUACCUAAAUAAU